AUGACACCUCGAAAGUCCAUCGCAAGCCUCGCGUGGUUGAGUGGUAUCCUCCUCCUCUCAACACCAGGUACUCUGGCCGCAUGUUCCCUCCCAUCCACCUACAGUUGGACAUCGACCGUCCGCUGGACCGCGCUCAAAGACUUCACCAACGUCGUCUACAACGGCCAGCACCUCGUCUACGCCUCCACAACAGAUGCAUCCGGAAACUAUGGCUCGAUGAGCUUCUCCCCCUUCACCAACUGGUCCGACAUGGCCUCAGCAAGCCAAAACACCAUGAGUUCAGGGACCGUCGCCCCAACAAUCUUCUACUUCCGGCCCAAAAAUAUCUGGAUCCUAGCCUACCAAUGGGGUCCGACAUCCUUCUCCUACAAGACAUCCAGUGACCCCACAAACGCCAACAGCUGGUCCUCGCCCCAACCUCUCUUCUCCGGAACAAUCUCUGGCUCUAGUACAGGCGUCAUCGACCAAACCGUUAUCGGCGAUAGCAAUAACAUGUACCUGUUCUUCGCCGGCGACAACGGCAAGAUUUACCGAGCCAGCAUGCCCAUCGCCAACUUUCCCGGGAGUUUCGGUACAAAGUAUGAAGUCGUCCUAAGUGAUAGCCAGAAUAAUCUCUUCGAGGCGGUGCAGGUUUACACUGUGGAGGGCCAGAAUAAGUAUCUCAUGAUUGUCGAGGCUAUCGGUGCGAGUGGGAGAUAUUUCCGGUCUUUCACAGCUGAUAGCUUGGGGGGUACUUGGACUGCGCAGGCCGCGACUGAGAGUAACCCCUUUGCUGGGAAGGCGAAUAGUGGAGCGACCUGGACGAAUGAUAUCAGUCACGGGGAUCUUACCAUGACUGUUGAUGCUUGUAAUUUGCAUGCGAGUGGGGGUUAUAAUACUUUGCCUUGGAGGCCGGCGGUUUUGACAUUGAAAUGA
This is a messenger RNA of Aspergillus novofumigatus IBT 16806, 915 nucleotides long. RefSeq names its product arabinoxylan arabinofuranohydrolase. Gene Ontology annotation, biological process: L-arabinose metabolic process. Lineage: Eukaryota; Fungi; Ascomycota; Eurotiomycetes; Eurotiales; Aspergillaceae. The record is from RefSeq and is a predicted model, not a curated record. The transcript is spliced from 4 exons. Gene Ontology annotation, molecular function: alpha-L-arabinofuranosidase activity. Bases 1 to 915 code for a protein of 304 amino acids.